This is a messenger RNA of Mesorhabditis spiculigera, 4698 nucleotides long. The record is from the annotation of a GenBank genome assembly. NCBI's taxonomy places the organism in Eukaryota, Metazoa, Nematoda, Chromadorea, Rhabditida, Rhabditidae.
AUGGAAGCCUAUCUCGAGCAGGUCAAGCAGUUGAGACUUCAGAAAAAGCCUAAAAAGCGGCGAGAUGGCUAUGGGAUGCAAAAUGAUGAAGAUGACGAGCGACGUGACGAAGUUCGAGUGAAAAUCCAUGAUCGCCGUAAAUAUGCUGAUUGUGCGAUACUUGUUGACAAUAAAUACGACGACGGAACCUGGGAGCGACUGCAUUACAUUCCCAAACAUGCUGUAAUCCGGGUCUACAUUGAUAAUACCACAUUUCUUUUGGUUGUGGGUGAUAUUGUGGAUGUGGCUGAUUAUUUUACGAGGAGAGAAUCAAAGGCUUACCUUUCGAUAGCAAUAGAUGCACUACCUCCAGAUUUAUUACGGUUAGUGCAAAUUGCCGAACGUGCCGAAACGCUGAUCAGAAUUGAGCCGAUUCCACCCGAAAUGCUAACCGGAAAAGAGGGGAUCCAGCUCGACAAUAUUCAGUUGAACUUCAAAGAAAUGUAUCUGAGUAGGGCUGAUAUGUGGAAAAUGCGAAAGGCAUUGAUCGGGAAAUGUUUAUUCCAAGAAACGGAUACCGUUUUACAACAACUAAAAGUGCAUCUGCGAAUUAAUGAUAUGUGGAGUAAGGGAAACGAAGUGAAACAUGGAUAUGUCGGAUCGGAUACUCGAGUAGUAUUUCGUUCAUCAUCUUCAAUGAUUCUGAUCUAUGUUCAAGUAUCGCACGAAAUGUGGAAAAUGGAAGAAGAUGGACAAGUCUACCUUGAAAAAUGCUGCCAUGGCUUUUUAAAGGAAUUGUUUGGGUUGUGGCAGGAGCAUAGCUGUUCUCAUUACGUCACCGUAAUUAUGUGUUCAAGAUGGUACUUUAAAAGACCUCCGCCAAUAGAAUUGCAAGAAACCGUCCAGACCGAUCAUCGCCAGAGGUAUUAUCGGGACUUUUACAAGCUCAUAGUCCAGAAUGAGCAUUAUGAAGAUUGGACGGAUAUUAUGCCAAAAGUUCGGAGCAAUUUCUACCGUUAUGAAAACGAAGUGCAAGAUGCGUUGCGUCAGGAAUUUCCCACUAUGCCAUAUAACAAUUUCGAGAUGUCAUCUGCCAUCGAUGCCAAUUUCCUUGAGCUCCUGAAUUUGAGUAUGAACAUGUAUUGUUUAUACCAUAAUGAUCGGCGCUACGAGACAACAGGACAACAUAUUAUCUAUAUCACUGCCGGAUCUGGGGUAUUUGAAGUCGAUGAAGCAGCUGUCAAUCCUACCAAGCAACGGCUGAUUGAUAUGGGAAUUUCGCUUGAUAUGGUGUGCAUCGGUCCUCAACCACUCCAUCUCACUCCUCUUUUUGUCUUCCACAACCCGUUAGAUCAAGUGUACAAGUACUACAUUCCACACUGGAUGAAUUAUUCCUAUUACCGGAUGAAGCCGAUCCAUAGUUUUGGGCGUUUUUGGCCCCAGCUGACAUUGGAUGAUGGCGAUUAUGCAAUUCGAGACACUGGCACCUAUCCUUGCGACUAUAAUAUACGGGAAAUUAUUGCUGACGACGGGGUCCGAAUGGCUGCUUCUCUGAAAAAAGAGGAUCGUCGUCUAAGAAUUACUGGAGACGAGGAAGGGGAUAGUCAGGAUGAUGAGGAAGUGAUGAGUUGUGAGACGAGCCAUGAGGGUACCAAAAUAUAUAUGACAAGCCUAUUGGACGCGGCUCGGACUAGAAGCAUCACGACUAGCGCGGUGGAAAUCGAAGCAAAUAGGAAGAAAGACAGGAGGAUCUCCCGCUUACACAAAACCAACCUGAAUAGCCCCACCUUCAGAAACAACAAACGCCAAAAAGACGUGAAAAGAAUUUCUACCGGAUCGUCGUUGACUUCCCUAGAUCCAGAAAUCUCGUUCGACAAGAAAAAAUACUCUGAUGCCGAACCACGAAGGCUGACGAUUGGUACAAUUGCAACGCAGACGGCCGAAGAGGAACAAAUGUUGAAGUCAGAUAUCCUGUCCAUCAGCCAAGUAAUCGAUCGACAACGAGUCAAGGAAGUAACCGAGCUGGAUAAGGUUCUAUUCUCGGAAGAACAGCCCAAACCGGUACCCAAGGCCGUGCAACGGCUAUCAUCCACGACUACAUUGAACUUGAAAGAAAGAUCAAACGCUGUUGGAAAGGGAGGGGGAUCUUUGGAAAGCACGAAGACGUUCAUCCCUGCUCGAGUACGAGAAUCAUCAGGGCCGAUCCCAAGAAAGGCUUCGACCGCCCGUUCCACCCAUCAUUAUCCGCAUCAAAGAAAUAAAGUCGCUAAUGCGUCCGCUGAAUUUCCCUUUCAACCGGAUACUAAGGUCGAUAUGACGGCUAAUCGUAGGAGAUGGAUCCACGUCUUCCCAAUGGAUGAGCGAGGGUUGAGUAAAUUGGCCCAUCAUUUUGUACAAGGCCGCUCAAUUAUGCAUGUGGUGAAUACGGAGGAGGAUGGGCCAAAUAAUAACCAAUCGAUUGCGGCGCAGGUCGGAGGAUUAAACGAGUCGCCCCUUCGAAGAGCCAACUCCCCACAGACUAGACAACCAUACGGUAGUCCGGUACGAGGUGGACCGAAUACCUCACCCUAUGAUGAUCACGGAAGGCAUGCCCCGCGCUACUUUGCAUGGGCCUGGGGUUCGACUGGAGAGGAGAAAUGGGAUCCAGAUAUUGUCAUUGGCAUGGAUUGGAAAUCACUUGCCCGUUCGGCUCUGCUCCCAAUCACCACCGACUUCUUCCCGGAUACUCUCACUAUUCGGAAUGAAUAUCAAGUUUAUAGCUACCAAGUUCUUGUUGAGAGGAAUCAGUACCCCAAUCCCUACAACUUGCCACUAUCCGAGAUAUCUCGACUUGUCUUUGAUCAACUAAUCUGCCAACGUCUACAACGCGGCUUCCAAAUCGUUACUUUAAAAAGGGCGCUGAUUAGAAGUGCCUUGGAAAAAGCUGGCUGGAGGAAUGACAAUGCCGAAGACGAAGUGACGUUGGCCUUCAAUCGUAUUUACCAUAGAUUGUUCCGAAGAAGCAAUGAUAUUCAUAUUACGCUAUUGGUAUCAAAAUCCGAAAACAAGGAUCAGCGGCCACCAAUUGUUGAUAAGCGAUUCCCGGAAAAAGUGGCACCAAAAUACCCGCCACCGCCACAAGCCGAAGACCAUUGCCCGGAUGAAAUUAUGUACGACAAGGAGCCCUAUGAUUACUACUUCAAAGUACCAGACGCGGAAUGCUAUGAAAAAAGUAGAACCAAUUUUGUUUCCCAUAACCUUGAAAAGAUCAAUUGGUCUUUGCUGGACAUGAACAUCAGAAACAGGAAUUUCCACAAGGAGAUCAGAUAUUACAAAUCCAGAUUCAUGAUCGUUCCACAAAUGAGCGAUCCGGAGCGAGCGAUUCAUGUGUUGAAUGACAAUAUUCGGGGCGAGGAUUUCAUCAUCAGCCCUCAGGAGCCGCACACAUUGACGACAAAUUUCACAAAGCUAAUGAUGAAUUUGAAUAGGCUGAUCUAUGUGCGAAAAGAAGAGGAGCUGCCACCAGAAGAGGAAUAUUUCGUACCCCUGACAGCAGCUGACCCGGACCAGGUCUUUGAGCGCUUUAUCGGCUUUUGCCACUGUGUCCCACUGGCAUACCGGGAUGAUGGGCUUCCGACGCAGGUCUCGCAACUUCCGGAAAAUACGUUCCUGUCGAUUGAUUUGAUUGACUGGCUGGUGAAGAACGUCGAGCAUUUGACGACAAAGGAAAAGGCGUUGGACUUUGUCAAUCGAGAUUGUCGUGUGAAGCCGCUAAAGCACACUAUCGUGGAACCGGAUGAGAAUGCUUCAACGCAUUCCCUUGACUUUGACUUGUCAACAAUUCGCUAUGGUUUCCAGUUAUGCAAUUUUGUGGAUUUCGAUCAAGAGCCGGAAGAACAUGAGACCCCUCCGACGCGUUAUAUGACUAUCGAUUAUAUCAAUGCCUGUUCGAGUCAUGGUUUUAAGGACGAUUGCCUGUACAAACGGGCCGACUUUGACUUCGAUUUUUCGCCUCGAAUGCUGGAGAUAGAGCCCGGGAAACUAGUGGCUGUGAAUGAUAUGAAUCCACUUGGCGAAUGGGGAAGGCUUGUCUACGAGCGUGGCUUCACCACCUCCAAAGCCUACGAGUUGAUGCUGAAAUGGUAUGUGGCGUCUGGGGUGACGGUUGGUGAUGCGGUACGCUGUUGGGUGACAAAAGCCGAGGAAUGCUUGUUUACAAUGUUCCCGGUGCCAGAAGAUGCUUUUGCUCUUCCCUACGAUCCACUCUCCAAUCCUUUGCGUUGUCCUAUCAAAAUUGAGAUAGAAAAAGACAUAAUCCCGGCUGAUCGUCUACUUGAAACAAUGAAAAGGCUUCUGACUUCAUUUGGAUUUGUGGCGAUGUAUUGUGGAAAGCACGGACUUUCACGAAAAAUGGAUCGCAAUCGAUUCCAAGAAGUGUAUCAAGCCGUUCAUGAAUGUGGUGGAAUGUUUGUAUCGGUUGAGCUGGGUGACUGGGUCGGAAAGGCAAAAGAUUUGGAAAAGCCUCACCCAUACAUUUAUUGGUCUUGGAAUCACAUGCUCAGUCAUCGAUACCGUGGAGCUGUCCUCAACGAAGUAAUGGAAGAAUUCCAAGAUUAUAUGCUUCGCGAAUUCCGGGAGGUCGUCUCAAACAAGGAUGAUCGACUACAAACCUUCUACGAGCGCAUCAACUGGGACAAACCGCCGCCGCGGCUCUUCCAAUCUGCUAGCAACCAUCAUUAU